Messenger RNA from Panicum hallii, 734 nucleotides. Its product is annotated as histone H3.2. Gene Ontology annotation, cellular component: nucleosome. The record is from RefSeq and is a predicted model, not a curated record. Lineage: Eukaryota; Viridiplantae; Streptophyta; Magnoliopsida; Poales; Poaceae. The transcript has a single exon. The coding region runs from base 70 to 480 and encodes 136 amino acids. Gene Ontology annotation, molecular function: structural constituent of chromatin; protein heterodimerization activity; DNA binding.
CGGCAAAUCAAAUCCUCCGCCCUUUCCCCUCGCCGCCGGCUCGCCGUCCUCCGCGCCCACCGAGCCCCGAUGGCCCGCACGAAGCAGACGGCGCGCAAGUCGACGGGCGGCAAGGCCCCGAGGAAGCAGUUGGCGACCAAGGCGGCGCGCAAGUCGGCCCCGGCGACGGGCGGCGUGAAGAAGCCCCACCGCUUCCGCCCCGGCACCGUCGCGCUCCGCGAGAUCCGCAAGUACCAGAAGAGCACGGAGCUGCUCAUCCGCAAGCUCCCCUUCCAGCGCCUCGUCCGGGAGAUCGCGCAGGACUUCAAGACCGACCUCCGCUUCCAGUCCUCCGCCGUCGCCGCGCUGCAGGAGGCCGCCGAGGCAUACCUCGUCGGGCUCUUCGAGGACACCAACCUCUGCGCCAUCCACGCCAAGCGCGUCACCAUCAUGCCCAAGGACAUCCAGCUCGCGCGCCGCAUCAGGGGCGAGAGGGCCUGAGCGGGCCUACCUCCCCCCACUGCUGCCCCCGCCGUUGUCGAUCCCCUCUUCUCGCGGUGUCUGCUUGUAGGAUCUGUGCUUCUCUUGGGUUCCUUCUGGUGGCAUGUUACUAGUGUCGUUAUGGUUGUUCGUAGUGAUAGGAGCUGUGUUCGGUCGCUGGGUAACCUGCUUGUUUAUCUUGCACGGAUGCUGCUGCUGUAAUGGUGAUCUGUUACCUUAAUCUAAUGGAAAUGAAAUGUGCUUCUCAAGUCUCA